Cladophialophora carrionii CBS 160.54 is the source of this 1770-nucleotide messenger RNA. RefSeq lists its product as uncharacterized. Gene Ontology annotation, molecular function: oxidoreductase activity, acting on paired donors, with incorporation or reduction of molecular oxygen; iron ion binding; heme binding. The coding region runs from base 1 to 1770 and encodes 589 amino acids. NCBI's taxonomy places the organism in Eukaryota, Fungi, Ascomycota, Eurotiomycetes, Chaetothyriales, Herpotrichiellaceae. The record is from RefSeq and is a predicted model, not a curated record. The transcript has a single exon.
AUGUCAACUUUUCAGAAUGUCAUUGACGUUGGCCGCAUUGGGACGCUGCUGGCGCUCGCCACUGCAGUUUACAUCUCAAUCAAAGCCUUCCACCGCAUCCAGCAGACAUACAGGGCUCGUCGUCGCUACCAGGAUAUCCCACAGUUGCCUCGACAUCCAAUAUGGGGCCACCUGAUCAACAUGGGAGAGAAGCUCAACCCGGCCCUUCGGCGACAUCCAGACUAUGCCUUUGAAGAAAUUUGGAUUUCGCUCGGCAGGCCUCCUGCAUUUCUGAUGGACUUGCACCCCGUCGACCGCGCCUUCUUGAUCGUGGCAGACCCGGCACUGGCCGAGGAAGUCUCACAGCCGAACUCAACCUUCAAGUACUCGCUCCCGAAGAGUGAUACGCUCAUGUCCAUGUACCGCCUCAUUGGCCUGGAGUCAUUGAUCACCGCCGAGGGCGAAGAAUGGAAGACCCUCCGGCGGAGAUUCAACAAGGGCUUUUCACCGCAGCAUCUGCAUACUCUGGAUGGGCUGAUCGUGUCCAAGACACGAGAUUUCGUCGAGCGACUGAAACAGGCAGCCGAGAGCAAAGAGACAUUCCUGCUCAAAGACUACGCCCAAGAUUUGACCACGGAUAUCAUCACCACCGUCGCCAUCGAGAAGGACUACCGCGCGCAGACGCUGCCAGAGGGAGUCGGGUCGAAGAGCGCUUUCGGGAUGCUGACCGCCUCGAGACUCCUCUCGAAGCUGGUCUUCCCCGUGGGCCGGGGGUUCAACCCGUUCGUCUACUUUGAUCCGAUCCGGCCUGCCAAGUCAUGGUUCUAUGAACAAGUCUUCAAUCGCGAACUCGCCGCUCGGGUGCGGGAACAGGUCGCUCUGGAGCGGGCACAAACCAACGAGAAGUCCAACGGAUCCACCGAGAGCAUCGCGACAAAACAGAGGUCCAUUACCCGCCUCGCACUCUCGGGACUAGAUCCCGAUGCGGCGUUGGUCCGAAACACGGUCUCGCAGAUCAAAAGCUUCCUGUUCGCCGGGCAGGACACGACCGCCACGCUGAUUCAAUGGCUAUGCUUCGAGCUCUCCAAAGCCUUGUGGUCCCCUCGCUCGGCGGCCAUCCUGCAACGGCUCACCGCGGAGCAUGAUGCCGUGUUCGGGACGCGAGGCGGUCCCUUCAACGCUCUCGACGUCCUCGGCCGGACGGACGAAGCAGGACGAAAGGACACGGAGGCCAUACUAGGCAGCCGCUUACCAUACACGACGGCGUUCGUCAAGGAAACACUCCGAAUGCACCCCCCUGCCGCCACCGCGCGACGCGUCCCCGAAUUGUCGGCUCAGAACCCGACGCCCGUGACCAUGAGGAUACGCACAUCCCGCGGCGACGAAAAGGACGUUCUCGUCAACGGCCUGAGGAUUUACAGCGCACAGCACCUUAUCCACCAACACAAAGAUGUCUGGGGUCCCGACGCACAUGUCUUUCGUCCCGACCGGUGGCUCGACGAACAGUACAUGUCGAGACUGCCCACCGGCGCGUGGCGGCCCUUCGAGCGUGGUCCGAGGAACUGUAUCGGACAGGAACUAGCGAUGGUGGAGGCCAAGGUUGUACUCUGCGCCGUCGCACGGGGCUUCUCGUGGGAAAAGGUCGGCUACUCGGGGAGGAACCAGGCCGAGGGCAUGGAGAUACCGAGGGGUGAUGGCACGGACGAUCCGGAGCGAGAAGUGUGGAGCACCCACCAGGUCACGUCGAUUCCAGUCGAUGGCAUGAAGAUGAGGGUCCGUGUGAUGGAGUAG